Centruroides sculpturatus (bark scorpion) is the source of this 4459-nucleotide messenger RNA. It is a transcript of the gene RpII140, whose product is annotated as DNA-directed RNA polymerase II subunit RPB2. The transcript has a single exon. Bases 264 to 3782 code for a protein of 1172 amino acids. Gene Ontology annotation, biological process: DNA-templated transcription. The record is from RefSeq and is a predicted model, not a curated record. Gene Ontology annotation, molecular function: ribonucleoside binding; DNA-directed RNA polymerase activity; DNA binding. Gene Ontology annotation, cellular component: RNA polymerase II, core complex. NCBI's taxonomy places the organism in Eukaryota, Metazoa, Arthropoda, Arachnida, Scorpiones, Buthidae.
UUUUUUUUAGUUUUUUAAAUAAUAAAAUAAAUAUAGCAAUUCUGAAAAGUAUUAUUUUAGAUUUUACUCUUUUCUUAAAUUCCCUUGAUUAUUACGACCAAACAAAAAGAUCGAUAAUCUCGUUCUCUGAGUUAUAAACUGCAAUUGCAACUGGCAACAUGAAAUCAUACGAAGAGUAAUCCGAGUGCGUUGUACGUUGGUUUUAGUGUUAAAUUAGACUAUAUAUAUUGUGAAAAUAUCAGUGAGAUUACUUCGUGAUCAUAAUGUAUGAAGACGAAAACUACGAAGAUGAUGAUUCGGAGGAAAUUACCCCAGAUUUGUGGCAAGAAGCCUGUUGGAUUGUCAUCAGCGCUUACUUUGAUGAGAAAGGCCUCGUUAGACAGCAACUCGACUCUUUCGAUGAAUUUAUUCAAAUGUCUGUGCAAAGAAUUGUCGAAGACACGCCUCAAAUCGAUCUUCAGGCCGAAGCACAACAUACAACGGGAGAAGUCGAAACACCACCUCGUUAUUUGCUUAAAUUCGAGCAAAUUUAUCUGUCAAAACCAACUCAUUGGGAGAAAGAUGGCGCUCCGAGUCCAAUGAUGCCUAAUGAAGCUCGCCUGAGGAAUCUUACCUAUUCGGCUCCUCUUUAUGUGGAUAUUACGAAAACCGUUAUUAAAGACGGAGAGGAUCCGAUUGAAACGCAACACCAGAAAACCUUUAUUGGGAAAAUUCCCAUUAUGCUCCGUUCUACGUACUGCUUGUUGAGCGGACUUACCGAUCGUGAUUUGACAGAGUUAAACGAGUGUCCGUUGGAUCCCGGUGGUUACUUCAUAAUAAAUGGAUCGGAGAAAGUGCUGAUUGCUCAAGAGAAAAUGGCAACAAAUACUGUGUAUGUGUUUUCCAUGAAAGAUUCAAAAUAUGCCUAUAAGGCAGAAUGUCGAUCCUGUUUGGAACACUCUUCACGCCCGACCAGCACGCUUUGGGUAAAUAUGUUAGCCAGAGGAGGUCAGGGUGUCAGAAAAAGUGCCAUAGGUCAACGAAUCAUUGCCAUUCUUCCCUAUAUCAAGCAAGAAAUUCCAAUAAUGAUUGUGUUUCGAGCAUUGGGAUUUGUGGCAGAUAGAGAUAUUUUAGAACAUAUUAUAUAUGAUUUUGAAGAUCCAGAAAUGAUGGAAAUGGUAAAACCAUCAUUAGAUGAAGCUUUUGUUAUUCAGGAACAAAACGUGGCUUUGAAUUUUAUUGGAGCACGUGGUGCACGACCUGGUGUUACAAAAGAAAAAAGAAUUAAAUAUGCUCGAGAAAUUCUACAAAAGGAAAUGUUACCUCAUGUUGGUGUUAGUGAUUUCUGUGAAACAAAAAAAGCUUAUUAUCUAGGAUAUAUGGUCCAUAGAUUAUUGUUAGCUGCUUUGGGCCGUAGAGAGUUGGACGACAGAGAUCACUAUGGUAAUAAAAGACUAGAUUUGGCAGGACCUUUGCUUGCAUUUUUGUUCAGAGGUUUAUUCAGAAAUCUUACAAAAGAAGUUCGUUUAUAUGCACAGAAGUUCAUUGAUCGAGGAAAAGAUUUCAAUCUGGAAUUAGCUAUUAAAACAAGGAUAAUAACAGAUGGCCUUCGAUAUUCGUUGGCAACAGGAAAUUGGGGUGAUCAAAAGAAAGCGCAUCAAGCAAGAGCAGGUGUGUCUCAAGUAUUAAAUAGAUUAACUUAUGCUUCUACCCUUUCUCAUCUUCGUCGAGUGAAUUCGCCAAUUGGUCGUGAUGGUAAACUUGCUAAACCUCGACAACUUCAUAAUACAUUGUGGGGAAUGAUAUGUCCUGCCGAAACACCAGAAGGUCAUGCAGUAGGUCUGGUAAAGAAUUUGGCUUUAAUGGCCUACAUUUCAGUUGGAUCACAACCAUCCCCCAUUCUGGAGUUUUUAGAGGAAUGGAGUAUGGAAAAUUUGGAAGAAAUUGCCCCAUCAGCCAUAGCAGAAGCAACUAAGAUAUUUGUUAAUGGUUGUUGGGUGGGCAUUCACAGAGAUCCCGAUCAACUAAUGAGCACAUUACGAAAAUUAAGACGUCAAAUGGAUAUUGUUGUAUCAGAAGUCUCAAUGGUUAGAGACAUUCGUGAUAGAGAGAUUCGUAUUUAUACUGAUGCUGGAAGGAUUUGUCGACCAUUACUGAUUGUUGAAAAACAAAAACUGCUUUUAAAGAAAAGACAUAUUGAUAGACUGAAAGAAAGAGAGUAUAAUAAUUAUAGUUGGCAAGAUUUAGUGGCAAGUGGUGUUGUUGAAUACAUUGAUACAAUGGAAGAAGAAACAGUAAUGCUUGCAAUGACUCCUGAUGAUCUUCAAGAUAGAAGCCAAUUCUAUUGUUCCACAUAUACUCAUUGUGAAAUUCAUCCUUCAAUGAUUUUAGGUGUGUGUGCAUCCAUCAUUCCAUUUCCUGAUCAUAAUCAAUCUCCCCGUAACACAUAUCAAUCUGCUAUGGGUAAACAAGCUAUGGGGGUGUAUAUUACUAAUUUCCAUGUAAGAAUGGACACACUUGCUCAUGUUUUAUAUUAUCCUCAGAAACCACUUGUGACAACACGCUCUAUGGAAUAUUUGCGUUUUAGAGAAUUACCUGCAGGAAUUAAUUCAAUUGUUGCCAUCAUGUCUUACACAGGUUACAAUCAAGAAGACUCUAUCAUCAUGAAUGCAUCAGCAAUUGAUAGAGGAUUUUUUAGAUCUGUAUUUUAUCGUGCUUACAAAGACUCUGAAUGCAAACGUGUAGGUGAUCAGGAAGAACAGUUUGAAAGACCAACAAAAGACAUUUGUCAAGGUAUGCGCAAUGCCAUAUAUGAUAAAUUGGAUGAAGAUGGUAUCAUUGCUCCUGGUACUAGAGUAUCUGGUGAUGAUGUAAUUAUUGGAAAAACAAUUACAUUACCAGAAAAUGAUGAUGAAUUAGAAGGUACUAAUAAGCGAUUUACAAAGCGUGAUGCCAGUACAUUUUUGAGAAACAGUGAGACAGGAAUUGUUGAUCAGGUUAUGUUAACCUUAAAUGCAGAAGGUUAUAAAUUUUGUAAAAUUAGAGUUCGUUCUGUACGUAUCCCUCAGAUUGGGGACAAAUUUGCUAGUCGGCAUGGUCAAAAAGGUACUUGUGGUAUAACUUACAGGCAAGAAGACAUGCCAUUUACUGCAGAAGGAAUAACUCCUGAUAUUAUCAUCAAUCCUCAUGCCAUUCCUUCUCGUAUGACCAUUGGUCACUUGAUUGAAUGUCUUCAAGGCAAAGUUUCAGCAAAUAAAGGAGAAAUUGGUGAUGCUACUCCCUUUAAUGAUACUGUAAAUGUACAAAAAAUUUCCAAUCUUCUUCAAGAAUACGGUUACCAUCUGAGAGGAAACGAAGUGAUGUAUAAUGGUCACACAGGUCGAAAAGUUAAUGCUCAGAUAUUUUUAGGGCCCACUUAUUAUCAAAGAUUGAAACACAUGGUAGAUGACAAGAUUCAUUCUAGAGCAAGAGGUCCCAUUCAGAUUCUUGUUAGACAACCCAUGGAAGGAAGAGCAAGAGAUGGUGGUCUUCGUUUUGGAGAGAUGGAAAGAGACUGUCAGAUUGCACAUGGUGCUGCUCAGUUUAUGAGGGAAAGAUUAUUUGAAGUAUCUGAUCCUUACAGGGUCCACAUCUGUAACAUCUGUGGACUGAUUGCAAUUGCAAAUCUAAGAAAUAACACAUUUGAGUGUAAAGGUUGCAAAAACAAAACACAAAUAACACAAGUGAGAAUACCUUAUGCUUGUAAAUUACUGUUUCAAGAAUUGAUGUCAAUGUCAAUUGCACCAAAAAUGUUGAUGACUUAAAUGUGAUAAUUGGAAGUAUUUUUUUAAUGGGUUAUUUCAUUACUGGAAUUUUAAAUAUUGUAUUUAACUAGAACUGUUGUAGUCUUACAUUUACUUGAGCAUGAAUAUUUUUGCUUAAAACUAUAUAAAUAAAAAAAAUUCAUUUUAUAUCUUCUAUCGUAUUAUAUUUUCAAUAUUUUAUUCUGUAAAUAUUGAAAAUUAUCACAACAUUAUGUACAUUUUGAAUUUAAAUUCAAGUAUUUUGGCACAAUAAUAAUCAGUAUUACGGGUUUGAAUAUAUUAAAGCCUUUCUUAAUAAUUAAUAUAUGACAUCAUUGCAUGUAACAAAUCAAAAGCAUUAAUAACAUUUUAUAUUUUUUCAGGCAAACCAUCAUCAAAGAUAUGUUUUCCUCAUGACACACACAUUUUUUAUGAUAAAUGAUUAACACUGAACAAGAUGGAAUCAAAUGUUUGAAAAGCUUAUUAAUUUAAACAUGGAAUGAGUGUGAAAGCUCUGUUUAAUAAAUAAAACACAAUAUAUAUAUAUCAUCAUAUAUUCCAUAAUCAGAUAAUUAUGAUUGCCAUAGUCCACAGAAUUUUCUUGCUUUUUUAUAAAUGUAUUAAGCAUUAAAAAAAUCGUCUGUAAAAUUUUGAUUUUAUCAACAAAUGGAAACUCAUUGAUGCAAUAGCUGAAGGUU